This is a messenger RNA of Planococcus citri (citrus mealybug), 8072 nucleotides long. It is a transcript of the gene Bap170, whose product is annotated as Brahma associated protein 170kD. Gene Ontology annotation, molecular function: DNA binding. The record is from RefSeq and is a predicted model, not a curated record. NCBI's taxonomy places the organism in Eukaryota, Metazoa, Arthropoda, Insecta, Hemiptera, Pseudococcidae. Gene Ontology annotation, cellular component: SWI/SNF superfamily-type complex. Gene Ontology annotation, biological process: regulation of DNA-templated transcription. Bases 654 to 7823 code for a protein of 2389 amino acids. The transcript is spliced from 21 exons.
CCGUGUGCGUGUGUGUCUGUGUAUGUGUGUGUGUGUAACGCCGUAGCCGAGAGAAUUGGAAUAGGUUACAACGUACGACUGCCAUCCCGAUUAGCUAUUUUGUGUUUUGAGAAAUUUGUCAAGUGUUUGUACAUCUUCGAAUCGGGUUUUUAUUAAUUUUUUACAUAAUUGUGAACGCGAUUAAAACGAUAAUUUCAUUUAUUUGUUUUAAUAACGGAAACGUGUUAUAUGUGUGCCGCCAUUUUGUAUGUUUCGUAUUUCGUAAAGAGCUCGUUUUAGUGCCUUGUUUGUUGGUUUUCUUUAUGUACAACAAUUUGUGAAAUUUAUGAAAUUUUUGCUGCUAAAAUUGGUGUCCGAGUUGUGCGUAAAUUGCUCCAAAAUGGUUUAAUUUUUGGCGCGAUGUGCGGUUAUUCGCGCCCGCUGUGCUGGAUUAGUAACGGAAAUGGGUAUAUGAACUGGUGAUAUGUGUUAUUGAGUUCGUAUUUUGUUCUGUUGGUUUUGGUUUUGAUUUUACCAAAUGUGUUAAUCAACUCAUCUCGCGGUGGUGUUUUGUUGUGGUGAUAGUGAAUUUGAUAUUUUCUGCGAUCAGAUGAGUACACACGGGGGUGUAGAGCUCGUGUACUCACUCGAUAAAUAAGCAUCCAAGUUACACUAUGGCUGAUAUACUUAAUAAAGACCCUGCUGUUUAUCAACGGGAACGAGAUGCUUUCAUUCGAGAUUUGAGACAUUUCCACGAAUCACGCGGGACACCUGCUCGAAAACUGCCGUUUAUAAAUGGGAAAGAAUUCGAUCUUUAUCUGCUGUAUCAUUUAGUUACCGCCAGAGGAGGAUGGGUGAAGGUAAAUCAAAGAAACGAAUGGGGUUCAGUUUUGGACCAGUUCGAAACCCUGAAGCAUUGUGUAAACGGCGAAGUCGCUCUGAAACAAAUUUAUUUAAGAUACUUGGAUAGAUACGAAAAGAUCCAUUUUCUCGGCGAAACGUUAGACAGAGGCGUUGACGAUGACGAAGAUAGCCGACAUAAAAGAUUUUCCACCCGUACGCUUCAUCCCGUUCCUCAACUAUAUAAUUACCACCAGCAUAUUGUUCCAGAUAACGUAAGAACUAAUGGCAAGUUUAGUACGAAUUUGUAUCAAGCGUCGGAAUACGAUAAAUUGGCGUUGUCGUUGAUAUCUCCGCUACCGAACGAACAAGAUUUCGCCAUAAACGUAUGUGCCCUGCUUUCUGGAACGAACAACGAAGGAAAAAGUACAACUUUGAAGCUAUGCAAUCAUCCAAGAUUAUUGCAUUACUUGCUGGCCCAUGCGGCUGUUUACAAUCACAAUUCCUUGAGAAAUCUCAUGGAAGAAAAUUACAAAGAAGUACGCGGUUACUCGCUGAAGUAUUUUUGGUCGGAUGUGCUGGAAGACAAAGAAUUAAGUAUAUUAAUGGACGAGAAGAAACACGUGAAACGGAGACAGAAAAAGAACUCAUCAGCAAUCGCCUCGUUGUCAUCGGCCGAAGACGCCAAUUUGAACACUUCGCAAAGCGGCGCAGAUUCGGAAGAAAAUCAAAAAGAUACGGACGAAGAAUGCAGACUAAAGCUACAGGACGACGAUGGCGAGUUGUUCUGCGUUGGCCGAUCUUACGGUACUCAAGAUUUCGUAGGCCAAAGAGUAUUACAAGUGGCAAUGAUCCUGAGAAAUGCUACGUUCAUCGAAGAAAAUGUUCCUAUUUUAGCGCAAGAUACGACGUUCCUUCGUUUUGUUUUAUUAUGUUGCGGUUCGAAGUGGAAUUGCCUGCAUCAGCUGGGAUUCGAUAUGUUAUCGAAUAUUGCGAACGAGAUUACGUUAGAAGACUCGCUGAUGGAUCAGUUACUAAAUGUAGUUUGCCGAGGUUUGGAAUCUCAUGACAGAGCUGUGAUCUUAGCUUGCGUAGAAACGUUGAACAAAUUAGGACAAAAAGAAGAAAACGAAGACAUUAUGUUACGAUGUAUCGAGCAAAAAGUUUACAAUAGAAUAUGUUCCUUCCUUAGUUUGCAAGAUAUUAUGCUAUUAAUUCAUACCCUAGAGUGUUUGUAUUCGUUAAGCUCGCUGGGCGAGAAAGCUUGUAAUUCGAUAAUGCACGUUCGAGGAGCUGUUGAUUCGUUGGUUUCGUUGAUAACCGUCGAAGCUCAAAGCUACGGUCCGAAAGCUUGUAUUUUGAUGCGAGUCGUCGAAACGGUUACCGGAGACAUACAAGACUCGGAAUCCUCGUCAACGUCCACAACGGCCACAUUGCCGGCACCGGUGGCCACUCCAUCUUCAUCGCUAACCUACCAUUCGACAUCAGCCAGCGCAUCUGUAAAUCAUUCCUCCACCGUAAUCUCGACGUCUUCAACGGCCGUCUCGAUUAACACGUCCGGAUCGUUCGUGCUGACCUCUUCGUCGGUAUCUUCGUCACCGCUGGUAAGCAGCGUACCUUCGAUGGCAUCGAAUUCGGCCGCUCCUCCUAAUGUAACGGUGUCGUCACUUCUGCAAGCUACCCCGUUACCAACGCCGGCUGUGGCUAGUCCGGUCGCGAUGCCGGUUGCGCAGCAUACGCGUCCUGCGACCCCUCAAAGAGUCAUUAUGCCAUCGACGGCGGCGGUUACCUUAGCUCAGCAAACGUCUACUUCUUCGGUUUCGGUGGUCGUAUCAUCGAACACAUUAGCCAACCAGACGGUAUCCGGAGUAGCGACUACGACUACGAUGGCUGCCGCUACCACGGCUGCUGCCAGUUCGCAUCCGUCUAUCGUAGCUACUCAACAAGAGAACGAGAAUUUCGCUUCGCAAUGGCUUAGAAAUACGUUCGAAACGCAUAAUCAACCUGGUCGAGGAAUCGAACAAGGUGAAAUGUAUAAAUUAUACCUGAAAGCGUGCUCGUUGGCUGGCCGGAAAAGCUAUAUAGCUCCGCUACAUUUCCCUCAAUGCGUCAGGAACGUCUUUGGUGCGAGCGCUGGACCUCGUCAAGUUAUACCGGCGACGGCGGCCGGAAUCGCAGAUACUAGCUCGUCCAAAUUAUUUGUUUACGAAGGAAUACAGGUGCGAGCAAAACCUUUGAAUGUUACCGUUAAUCCCAGUAACGCCCUGACCCAAUCGGUGCGUACCCCAUCCUCUCCUAUUUUGAAAGCUCAGCUUAGCAGCCCCUCGCCGCCUAAUGUUAUUAAAAAAGAAGUUAAAAGCAAGGUAUCAUCGACUCAUCCUCAUCUGAGUAAUGUACUAUUGAACGCCGGUACAUCUUCCGCAACAAGUUUACCCUCGCUGAAGCCUGCUAAUAUGGGUGCAUCAGCGGUGGCUGUAUCGCCUUCGACGUCAGCGGGCGAUUCGUCGAAUAGCACGUCUUUGAUUAAGAGUUUAUUGGCGAAUAAGGUAGGCGAUUUUAUGAGCCCAAAGGCCGCUUCGGUUAACAUUAAAAAUGAAAAGCCGUUGCACGCGACGCCGCACCAACUUGUAUUGAACACAGCGGUCGCCGCUCAGGUCACACAGCGCCAACAACAACAGCAGCAACAACAACAACUUCAACAGCAGCAUAAAAUCGUGCAACAGACAACGCAGCAUGUUCAACAAGUGACCGUUCAACAACAGCAACAAUUGCAACAUCAGCAGCUGCAGCAAACAACGACGAUCGCGACUGCAGACGCAUCCGGCGUUCACUUGCUGCCAUCCGGUGUAGUUGUCGAACAACAGCAGCAACAGCAAACGAAACAAAUCCAAGCGCAAAUACCGCAGCAGCAAACGGUUACGCAGCAACUCGUCCAAGUAGCAUCGUCUACAGGCGGCGCACCUCAACUGGUUCAAGUCUCGAUGCCGGUACAGGCGCCUCAACUCAUUCAAGCGGCGCCUCCUCCACUCACCGAACCGAAAUCUCAAAUGAUUCAGCUGACGCCGGCUCUGCAACAGCAGCUGUUGCAGAUGGGGUCAGCCGAUCAGUUCAAACCGUCGCUGCUUCAGAUAACGAAUCCGGCCGGUGGUCAACCACAGUACAUUCAGAUUACUCAUUCCACCCAACAGCAACUGCUGCAGGUCUGCCAACAAGCCUCCCAAACUGGUCAAACACCUAUAUUGCAACUGUGCCAGGUGAAACAAGAACCAUCAGCGCAGACGCCCGAGUCAGCAAUGGCUGCUGCACAGGCGGCUCAGGCAGCGGCCCUAGCUACUCCUCAAAUGAUACUCUCGCAGCCUGGUCAACCUCAGCAAGUAAUCCAGGUAUCGCAAGCGAUCCAGCAACAGUUAUUGUCGCAAAUACCACCGCAGCUUUUGCAGCAAGCUUCGCAGGUGGCUGCCGCCGGUGGCAGAUCGAUAUUGACUCAGCAGUUGGUGCCAGAAGGUAGUCAGCCGACCGUACCAGCUGCCAUAAUGCAAGCCAAAGAUUUACUGUCGCAGCAACCGUUACCUACGAUUACAGAUGCGAACGGACAACCGAUCGCAAUGACGCCGCAACAAAUCAGACAAUUGUUACAGGAUCAACAACAAGCAGCUGUUGCGGCAGCUCAGUUGAAACAACAACAACAACAAGUGCAACAGACGCAAAGCGUCGGCACGCAAGUAGUCCAUUCCGGUAUUCAAACAACACCUCAGAUAAUUCAGCAAACAGCGCCUCCUCAGCCUACUCAAAUAGCUCAAGCGUCCACCGUUUCGGUGAUCACGUCCACUGCGUCGGCAGCUGCUAACAUGAAACCGUAUAUGUCGAGGAUUAACGGUAUGAGGAAUUUCCAGCAGCCAGUAAGCAUCGUAAUUGAUGACGAUAUUAAAACCGAACCAACAACUAGUCUGUUAGCUGACGAGAAACUGGAAAGUUCGCCGGAGCUGUCAUCGUCUUCAAAUUCAAACGAUAGCGCCGAUGUUCCGAAACCCGUCGUUCCUGCUCCAUUGACGAAUUCGACUACCGCCACCUCUAGCGUCACAACUGGAAGCAAAGUUAUCGUUGAAAAUCACUCGGUUUCCAGUAACGUGACGACUACAUCAACGACGACUACCAUGGUGAAUAAUAAGACGACCAAAUUUAACGAUUUAGACGCCGAAUUAUCAGAGUCGUCGAGUAAUCAAUCGUUACCGGUCAUUUCGAUCAAAGAUGCUGAGAAUAAUCUACCCGCGUGCGAGUUAACCAACGAUGACUCGUCCGGUAUGUUUGAAGAUUUUCUGCUGAACGGCAAAUCAAAUACUCCCAUCGAUGAUUCGAUCACCAACAACUUGAUGAGCGAAGAUUCAUUGCUGAAUAAUUUAAUCAUGGGAGAAGAACUGGCCAAUAGUAUGAUCAGCCCCGAAAAUUCCACCUCCGAAGUACCCAGCACUUUGAACGAAUUUCCUCUAAAUAAUACCAUUAAAAUGGAAUGCUCCGAUACUAACGACAGUGUUGAUAAUUCGGCUAAAACUGAUAAUAAUGUGAGUGGCACGACGCCGAUGACCGGUAUAGUAAAACAGGAGAAUAAUUUUGCGCAGGUUAAGAAGGAUAACGCCAUGCAAGUUGAUAAUAUCGUCGACUCGAUCCAGCAGAACAAAAUGAUUGAAAAUAAUUUUGCCAAUUUACUCAAAACCGAGAAGAAACCCGAGGAUAAUAAACCAACUAAAAGCCUGAUGUUGGCUGAAUUACUCGAAAAAAAUACCGAACGUAAAGAAGCGCCUAUUGUAAAUGGAGCGUUACGUAUUGGCGAAAAAGGUCUCGAACUUAUAUCGAAAGACGAACUCCAGAGAGGUUUCAAGACUGCGUUCAACGAGAAGAGUGUCAUUUGCAGCAAUAAAAAAAAUUUUACGACGAAGAACAGUAUCGAACCGACGACGACACCAAUGAAAGUAGACGCCGGAAUUGAAACCAAACCCGAGUUCCUCGCUCCUUUGGCUAGCAACCAGCAACGCAUCGUAGCUGGCGUCAAAAGAACUAACGAUCAAGAAGUGCAGUGUGAUAGCAACUCGAAAAAACCGCACUUGAACGGCGAUACUAACAUUAAAACCAAUGACGAAGACGCCCUAGAUGAAAGUAACGUAAAAGCAUCCUCUUCGGCGGCCAAUCUAUACGCCGCUCUAGCAGCCGACGUAUUAGGAGAUAUCGACGGUAUGGACGAAGAUGAGGUACUACCACCACCUCCACCUCCACCGCCACCUCAGCAGCUCCCCAAUCCGGUUACAAGCUUUCAAAACGUGGCAACUGCCAGUGCUCCAGUUGUCGAAUCGCAUCAGCAACUUUACCUGACCACUGGACCGAACUCGAGGCAGAUAUUGUUAGCUACAACGCCUUCGGGAGCUCUUACCUCGAGAACGGUAUCGAUAAUGGGUAGCGGAGGACAACAAUACAUCGUAACGCCUCAGACAGCUUUAGUUCAAGGACAACCGCAAACGGUUUUGGUGACACAAACAGCCCAGCAACAAGGCACCGGUGCCAAGACAAUCAUCAUAUUGCAAAAUCAGCCCUCUUUAGGCCCUCAAUCCGUUCAAGCAGCCAAUCAAACGACGCAAAAGAUGAUCAUGCAGAAGAUGCCGAAUUCGUCGGCGCAACCGAUCGUCACUGCUACCUCGUCUCCGGUCAUCGUACAAACAUCGAUGCCAAAUACCAUUAAAUCCGUUCAAACGAGCAUGUUGGCUACGUCCGUUGCUUCUGCAACUGGCGUGGUUUCGACGCUUCAGCAAUCGCAAGGUACGCAGAUUUCGGCGACGCAAUUUUUACCCGCAGUUAGCGUUCAAUCGAUGGCAUCGGCGUCCUCGCAAACAUUACCAGCUCUGAAUACGAUGGCAAAUAUACAAACGCAGCAAUUACCUACUGUGUUCUCGAUAAACAGCUCGAACCUUACUUCAACAGUGGUCACCUCACAAGUGAAUCAUGGUGCCCAAACGACAGUGGUUCCGCAAAUCAUCGCUCCAGCUACUGUAGUCAGUCAACAAACAGUUACGCAGGCGCCGAUGGCUCAGAAUAUCAUGAAAACAACGACGAAUGUUGUCCCAGCGACUAACAUCGUACAAACGCCGGUUUCUUCGGCACCGUCUACGCCUCAAAGUCGGCAGGUUAAAGUGAUCAAAACUGUACCGCAUCUGCAACCAGUUUCCAAUCAGGUUAGACCUAUUCAAACGACGGUCCCGGUACCGGUCGCGGCCAUGUCACCGGCAAUGGGACCCGCUGCUCCGGCCGCUGUCCCUGCCACUCCUCCGGCAUCUUGUAUGAGUGCUCCAAUUGUACCUGUCGCUGCUGCUCCGUCUGCAACUACCGCGUCUACGGCGACCCCGUCAACGUCGGCUACGGUUACUCCUUCGAUUACCACCCCGAAAUCCGAAAAUCAGGGACAGUUUUUGUGUGAAUGGAGAAGCUGUAUGAGGAGUUUCAAAACCGCUAAUGAAGUUUACCUACACGCUUGCUCGGCGCAUUGUCCGUCCGGUAGUCAAGAAAUACAAUGUUUAUGGGAAAGAUGCGACGCAAUGAAACGUAAAAGGUUCUCAUUGAUGACGCAUCUGUACGACAGGCAUUGUAAUCCAGAGAUUUUGAAAAUGAUGGCUGUUCGAAGAAAACAAAUCUCAAUAAAUGGUAGAAGUGAAAUACCACCUCCGCCUGCCCCGCCACCGCAUCCGGGAUAUGCUCCGAAUGCCGCUUUACACGCUAUCAAAAGGCACGCUUUAGAGUUUGUUAAUCCCAAAGAAUUACAAGAUGAUAACGAAGGUCCAGUCACUAAAAGUAUUCGUCUUACGUCAAGUUUAAUUUUAAGAAACGUGGUCAUCUAUUCAACCAGCGGUAGAAGAUACUUAUCGAGUUUCGAACCUCACCUAGCAAGUAUUGCCCUUAGUAAUGUGGAAUCGUCAAGAACGAUAGCUCAGAUUUUAUACGAUAUGAACGAACAUAACAGAUGACCACGUAAAGUUUAAUUCUGACCCGGAGAUAAAAAGUCCAUGUAAUUCGAUUUACACUUAUUUAUUUAUUUUUUUAAUUUUCGAAUUUUUUUCCCUAUAUAUUUGUAUUAGAAAAUCUCGCGUUGUUUUUAUUAUUUUUUUUUCGCGUACCUACGAAUGAUGUUUUUUCAUCGAAGGAAAAAAGAAAAGAGAACUUUUUCAAUCGAGUUGUUACUGUGUACUAAAAAUACAGGAUUUUUUUUUCGUGUA